Messenger RNA from Cladocopium goreaui, 3441 nucleotides. The record is from the annotation of a GenBank genome assembly. NCBI's taxonomy places the organism in Eukaryota, Dinophyceae, Suessiales, Symbiodiniaceae.
AUGAGCAGCCAUGGCCAGCAUGCACAGAUCGUCGUGGAUCUGCCAUCAGACCCAUCGUCUGACGCAGAAGCACCAUCCCUACCUUCAGAUGCUUCCUCCCAACCAGACUUGCCUCCAGAUGUAGGACCAGAAACAACACAGAGGCCAUCCGGUUGCCAAAACGGAUCCUGUUGCCACAAUGGAUGCCUGACCCUUUUGUCCGAAACAGGAGUAUUGCAGAAACAGGUAGACGAAUUGUCGAAAUGCUUGGAGAACCUGACAUCAGAUGAGGCGAAGCAGUUACGAUUUCAAUGUUUGUCGCAAUGGCAGCAACAAAGCACAGGAUGGAGAAGAUGGAAGGUGUUUGGGCAGACCUACCUCUGCAAAGAGGCGGUCCGCCAGGUGCUUGGUGUGUCACACAGAACAAUCAAUUCUUAUUUGAAACAAGCCCAGGAAGGAAAGCUGCGGCCGGACGAUAAGCUUCAACGCACACAGUCCCAAAGAGUUGCUUCCGCGGCAGUCGUUGCAAACAGCAUGUUGCAAUGGGUUUACGAGAACAUUGCAGAAAGUUUUGCAGAAGGGUCUCGGUGGCUCGGGGAAGAUGUAACCAGGACCAAUUCGACCUCCGCAAGCAGCGGCUCGCGCAGUCUUCCUUCAUUGACGGAUGUCAUUGCAGGGCGAGUGACUUCAGACCGGGAUGACUGCAAGUGGCUCCACCCUGGUACAACUUUGGCUGAGUUGAAAGAACUGGCGGAAUCAUUUUUGGAUUGUCGGUGCUCCUACUCCACCUUCGUGAGCUGCUACCACCAGAAUUGGUGGCGCAAGCUCAAAGUAAGAGCAGAAGGGCAUCACAGCAAGUGCAUGAUUUGCGAGAGGUUGAAAGAAUUUCGGAGGCAGGUGGUGUCAUCUGCAGACCAAGCGCUUGUGAAGUCGGAGCUUGAACAGCACAGGAAAGCUGUAAUGUGUGACAGGGAAGUGGAUCACUGGCUGCAAUCCAUGUCCAAGCUAGCCUGCGGGAUAGCUCCAGGUGUGCCGCAGUGCUCCCUGCUAUCCAUUUGCAUAGAUGCUAUGGACGCAGCAAAAUUCCGCUGCCCGAGAAAUGUUAGUGCAUCCAAGGAAUUUCAAGGUUUGUGGCGCCCGGAGAUUCAUCUCCUAGGUGCGGUCUCUCCUGUUUGCGAGCAUUACUUUUUGUGCGAUGCAGAUUUGAAGAAAGAUGCCAGCAUGCAAGUCACGGUUUUGUCUUCUGCCUUGGACAUUACAUAUCGCAAGUUGGCAGCACGAGGCCGUGAUAUGCCCACUGAGCUGCGCGUUCACACUGAUAACGCCACAGCUGAGGGCAAGAACCAAACCAUGCUGAAAUUUGCAGCAUGGCUUGUCAACAAGGGCCACUUCGAUCAGGUAAGCCUAACCCAAUUUCGGGUCGGCCACUCCCACGGGUUGAACGACCAGCGCUUUAGCGAGUGCCGCGAGGUGCUAUCUGCAUCCCCUGUCCUGGAAGAGCCUGCUGCUUACCAAGAAGUCUUACAGAAAGGCAUGGCGGCGCGUGAGAAGCGGGAUUUGGAUGUCCAGCUUCUGCAUGCCACCGCCGACUGGAAAUGUUUCUUUGAACUCCUGGAACUGAAUGUGUCUGGUCACACACAGACACAUCAGAAGAAGGUUGCUGGCAAGGAUGCCGUGCACUACUUUUUGUUGACGACCCGAGGGAGAUUGGAGGAGGAUGGGAUGGAAAGCAACCUGCAAGAAUUUCCGGGCAGCGUGGAGCGCCAUGACCGAGACAUCGUCAUGACAUGCUACAUGUACUUGAGUUCGGAUGUUCCAAGCCAAGAGCCGUUUGUGUUUGCGCCUCACGCUUUAUUCGCGGGGCUACCAGAGCGACCAACGUUCCUGGCGCCUCGCAAUGAGCUCACAGCAAGGCAGCAGAAGGAGUUUCAGAAAACUGCAGAGGCAAUCGCUGCACCGCCUUGGAACAUGAACGCGGGCUGCAGCUACUUGCUCAAAUUUUUGCAGGACAACAAGGACAACCAGUCCGAAGAUUGGCAGCCACUGCCCAUGGAUUGGGUGACGCUGCCAACCCGGGCGGUUGUCCAAGGCGCUACAGCACAUUUCCCAACCCUGCACGACGGUGACCUGAGCUUUGCUCACGCUGAGCCAAGCAAAGUUUCGGUCUCUGCGAAGAGAAGCCGUGUGGGUGUUGGGCGACUGGCUGCGUGCCUCCAAGAGGAACUUGGGCCACCUGCUGCAACGUGUGGCAAUGGCACGGCAGACGCCACCCCCAUCGAAGUGGAGCUACCUGCUCCAGCAGACGCUCUGCCCACUGAGGAAUGGGAGCUACCUGCUGCAACGCCUGGCAAUGGCACGGCAGGCGCCCCUCCUACAAUGUAUGGUCGUGAUGGGGCCCCUGCAAACACCGUCUAUGAACCUGUCCCUCCUGCACGGUUGCGCUGUGUGUCGUCGGAAGGCUGGUUUGGUCCUGAACGCAAACAGAACGGCAUGGGUAUACCAGGCUGCAGCAUGACUUGCUGCGUGUCCUCAGAAGGCAGAUCUGGUCCUGCACGCGGAAAGGUUGUAACAGAGCAAGCUCCCAUGUUCAUUGUAGCUUGUUCUCUUCAUUGUCUUCUUGAAAUCAUGGCGUCAUAUUCCCCCAUGGAUGUAGAUGAAAAUUCCGCCUUGACGGUGGAACCUUCGCGCUCUGGCAAGCGCGGUCGGAGGUUGUCUCGCCACCACACUGAUCCUGGGCCGGCGCUUGUGUUUGAGGUCAUCGCGGUGGACGACACGGAGGACGAGCCGCAGCAUGAUUUUAUGGAAGUGUUUAGCCCCCCGCGAGUGGCGUUUGCUUGUCGACGAAAGCAGCUGGUGGCAGUGCAUUCCAUCGACCUUCUCUCUGGCUACGACUUGACUCAGUUUGAUAGUCGCGCCCGAGCCCUGCGCUUGAUAGAUGCUUACAAGCCAAAAUUUAUCAUAGUCAGUCCCCCAUGCACAAUGUAUUCACAGCUGACCACCAUGUGGAACCUGAAAAAGUGGGACGAGGCAACGCAAAAGCAAAAAUUUGCCAUUGCCGAUUGCCUCUUGGAUUUCGCAAUGCAGAUCUGCAAGCGCCAGCUAUCCAACGGACGCUGGUUUGCUUUUGAACAUCCUGCCAAUGCAGAAUCAUGGAAACGACACACGGUUUUAGAGAUAGCAGCACAGCCAGGAGUUAUAUGCACUGGUUUUGACCAAUGUCGAACUGGCCUCAAAUGUCCAAAAACACUGAAGCCCAUCAAGAAGCGCACUACCCUCAUGUCCAACGCGGAGGGCGUGGCAGCUGAGUUUCAGCCUUUGCAAUGCACGUGCACUGAAAGCCAUCAGAGAAUCCAAGGGUCGCAGGAUGGCAUUCCUCUUGCCAGGUUUUGUCAGAAGUAUACACCAGAGCUUUGCGAGCACUUGGCAUGCGCUGUGGAAAGAACCGUGCGCCCUCAGCAGUGA